AAUUACAUAAAAAUUAAGACUUAAUAAAAGCUGUCUCUAGCUCUGACGUCUUUCCUGUCGAAGUCGCAGACUCGUCCUCUUCACAGCUCAGCUCACGCAAGAUUAUUGCUGCUUUGAAGAAGGGAUCACCGAUUCAUCUCCCUCUCUCUUGUUUCUAUCUGAGGAAUCUAUCAGAGAGAGAGGAUGCCGAUGAUCUCCAAAGCUUCAUCUACCUCCAAUUCAUCGAUACCUUCCUGUUCCAGGAUUGGAGGUCAGCUUUGUGUGUGGCCUAGUUGGAGACAUCUCUGCCUCAGGAAAAGCUUAUUAUACGGUGUUAUGUGGUUAUUCUCCAUGCCCCUCAAAACCCUCCGUGGAGCUAGAAAAACACUUAAGAUCACACACUUUUGUAGCAUCUCCAACAUGCCCUCUUCAUUAAAAAUCGAACUGGUGCCGUGUAGUAAGGACAACUACGCGUAUCUUUUGCACGAUGAAGACACAGGCACUGUUGGAGUCGUUGAUCCUUCUGAGGCUGCUCCUGUUAUAGAGGCGUUGAGUAGGAAGAAUUGGAACUUGACUUACAUUUUGAAUACUCAUCAUCAUGAUGACCAUGUAGGUGGCAAUGCUGAACUGAAAGCAAAGUAUGGCGCAAAGGUGAUUGGCUCAGCUCUGGAUAAGGAUAGGAUUCCUGGGAUUGACAUACAUCUGAAUGAUGGUGAUAAGUGGAUGUUUGCUGGACAUGAGGUUCGAGUACUUAGCACUCCUGGCAACACACAAGGCCAUAUCAGCUUCUACUUCCCAGGGUCAGCCACAAUAUUCACAGGAGACUUGUUAUAUAGCUUAUCAUGUGGUACCAUCUCAGAAGGUACCCCUGAACAGAUGCUUUCAUCACUACAAAAGAUCGUCUCAUUACCAGAUGAUACAAAUAUAUAUUGUGGUCGAGAAAACACAGCAGGCAAUCUCAAGUUUGCAUUAUCGGUAGAACCAAAGAAUGAAACUCUUCAGUCUUAUGCAACCCGAGUUGCUCAUCUUCGAAGCCAGGGACUCCCAUCGAUUCCAACGACUGUGAAGUUGGAGAAAGAGUGUAACCCAUUCCUCAGAACAUCAAGCAAAGACAUACGCAAAUCUUUAAGCAUUCCAGAGUCAGCAACUGAAGCUGAAGCACUGCGUCGUAUACAGAGAGCAAGAGAUCGUUUCUAGAACUUGGUAUCUUAUCUUAUUGUAUAGUCGGAAGUCAUCAGCAGCUGCAAAGAUCAAUGUAUUCUUACAUGUUUUUGGGGCUUUUCAGUUAUUAUUUGAGUUUGUAUUGAAAACAGAAAAAAAGAAAAUCUACAGUAUUUAGUUGGGAUCCAGUUUAUAAAAUUAUGAAUUUUCGCCAUA
Messenger RNA from Brassica rapa (field mustard), 1356 nucleotides. Its product is annotated as hydroxyacylglutathione hydrolase 1, mitochondrial. Lineage: Eukaryota; Viridiplantae; Streptophyta; Magnoliopsida; Brassicales; Brassicaceae. Gene Ontology annotation, biological process: antibiotic catabolic process. The record is from RefSeq and is a predicted model, not a curated record. Gene Ontology annotation, molecular function: beta-lactamase activity; hydroxyacylglutathione hydrolase activity; zinc ion binding.